Molecule: messenger RNA, 189 nt
Organism: Penicillium maclennaniae
Lineage: Eukaryota; Fungi; Ascomycota; Eurotiomycetes; Eurotiales; Aspergillaceae
Exons: 1
Coding region: 1-189 (62 amino acids)
Source: RefSeq, a predicted model, not a curated record
AUGCACAAAGGUGGCGGCAAGCUCCUCAAUGGCCGAUCUUUCAAGUUCAUGUUUCUGAUUGAAAUGCAAGACUUUUCGAAAUUUAUCACCACUGGCGAUGUUGAUGCUCGGAAGGCUGCUCAUGACAAAGUGUUUGAUUCUGCACGCCUGAUAGAAGACAAGGCCAAGGUGGAAUCAGCGGGAUCUUAA